This is a messenger RNA of Cryptomeria japonica (Japanese cedar), 453 nucleotides long. RefSeq lists its product as uncharacterized. NCBI's taxonomy places the organism in Eukaryota, Viridiplantae, Streptophyta, Pinopsida, Cupressales, Cupressaceae. The record is from RefSeq and is a predicted model, not a curated record. Gene Ontology annotation, molecular function: nucleic acid binding. Bases 1 to 453 code for a protein of 150 amino acids. The transcript has a single exon.
AUGUUGGGUGAUAAUAAAAGAGGUUGGGAUUCAAAGUUGAUAUUAGCAGUAUGGGCUAAUAGAGUGACAGUCAAGAAGUCCAUAGGUUUUUCUCCAUAUGAGCUUGUAUAUGGCAAAGAAGCAAGAUUACCCUUGAGUAAUUUGAUCCCAGUUUAUAAAUUUGUGACAGAAAAGUCUUCAGAAGAGGUGAACUUUAUGGAGGACAGAUUUAUGGCAUUGGCCGAGUUGGAUGAAUGUAGAAGAGAGGAUCAUGAUAGAAACAUUCAGAGGCAACAGAUGGUUAAGGCUUUACAUGAUAAAAGGGCUUGUGACAAAAAAAUUGAGGAGGGAGAAUGGGUACUUCGAUGGAAUGCCAAAGACCAAGACAAAGGAAAACAUGGAAAAUUUGAUGCACUCUGGCUAGGACCUUAUAUCAUCUUUGAAAAAAGUGGAGAAAGAUCAUAUUACUUGUAG